AUGGAUCAAAUGCGAGACCGGAUCCCCGAGAAAUUCACCGGUUCAGCUAUCAAGUACGAUACGUGGGACGCCGCUAUCCGUGCAAAACUCGUUAUCGACGGACCAGCCAUCGGAGACGAAACAGCCCAGUUUUACUACGUCUACCUCAACCUCUCCGCCUCAAUCCAGGCCAUGGUUCUUCCACAACUCGCGACCGCACGUAAAAACAAGACUCACGAUUUCAACACUAUCCUCGACCAACUCCGCCGCGUGUACGAUAAUCCAAACAAGAUUCAAGAAGCAGGGGAUCGUCUUCUUUCCGUUAAGCGGGUCGCCGAUGAAUCCCUCGCCGCUUACAUCGCUAAAUUCGACCGACUCCUCUACGAAGCUCAGGGUCAGGAAUGGCCGGAUGUGACAAAGAUCUCAGCUUUCCGGAAAGGUCUUCAAUCUUCAAUCCGCAACCGCCUCUCCCAACAGCUUAAUCUUCCGCGUACCUACGCCGAGUUUCUCAGGGUUGUCCAACAGCUCGCCGGUUACUCCUUCUCACACACCACUUCUUCGACCACGCCAGCCAACACCAACAACAGUGAUCGAAUGGAUAUCCAUCGGCAAUGUCCAGAUCGGAGGUGUUAA
Molecule: messenger RNA, 612 nt
Organism: Penicillium bovifimosum
Lineage: Eukaryota; Fungi; Ascomycota; Eurotiomycetes; Eurotiales; Aspergillaceae
Exons: 1
Coding region: 1-612 (203 amino acids)
Source: RefSeq, a predicted model, not a curated record